This is a messenger RNA of Sitophilus oryzae (rice weevil), 1878 nucleotides long. It is a transcript of the gene shd, whose product is annotated as ecdysone 20-monooxygenase. The coding region runs from base 202 to 1653 and encodes 483 amino acids. The transcript has 7 exons. The record is from RefSeq and is a predicted model, not a curated record. Lineage: Eukaryota; Metazoa; Arthropoda; Insecta; Coleoptera; Curculionidae. Gene Ontology annotation, molecular function: heme binding; oxidoreductase activity, acting on paired donors, with incorporation or reduction of molecular oxygen; monooxygenase activity.
UUAAACACUCGUACGCACUAGUGUUUCCAUCGUCAAUCGAGGAGGAAAUUAGAAAAUUACAUUCGGUCGUACUAAUUUUAUUAAUGAAAGUAAUCAGUAAAUUAAUAGACAAAUCAAACGCAAAAGAAGCGGUACGACAUAUGAGAUAACGGAUGCGAUAGUACCCGAUAUAAAAGCUAGAAGAUCUAGAACAUUAAAAAAAUGUUGGACAUCAUCACACUAAUCAUGGUAGCAAUAUCCCUCUUGCUUUUCGGCUACAGACCACCCUGGUGUACCAAAAAAUUCAUCGACUUCAAAUUUAAAGAAGUCCACGACAUACCAGGUCCACCAGCACUACCAAUUCUAGGUACCAGCUGGUUGUUCCUAGUUGGAAGGUACCAAAUCUCCAAACUGCACGAGUACUACAAGGAAAUGAGGGAUAAAUAUGGACCGAUUGUUAAGGAAGAAGCUUUGUUUAAUGUUCCUGUGCUUAGUGUGUAUUCCAAGGCUGAUUUGGAGAAGGUGUUUAAGAGUACUGGAAAGUACCCAAUGAGGCCUCCUACUGAGGCGAUUGCGAAGUAUCGUCGUGAUCAUCCGGAGAGGUAUGCUAGCGGAGGAUUGAUCAAUGAACAAGGUGAAAAAUGGCACUACCUCAGAACUUCUCUAACCACAGCUUUGACCAGUCCAAAAACCAUUCAAAACUUCCUACCGGAAGUGGAGGCCAUAGCGGACGACUGGUGUCACCUUCUAGAAACUAAACGAGAUCCAAAUGGACGCAUUUCGAACUUAGAAGAGUUAGCAGGGAAGUUGGGGUUGGAAGUCACCUGUACGCUAGUUCUAGGUAGACGAAUGGGGUUCCUCAUCGAUGACCAAGUGUGUCCCACUGCCCAGAAGCUGUCAGACACUGUCAAGAGUAACUUUGCUGCGUGCAGGGACACAUACUUUGGACUACCUUUUUGGAGAUGGGUACCAACUAAGUCCUAUAAAAGACUGUGCGAUAGUGAGAAGGCUAUUUAUGAACUAGCCUCAGAACUGAUCAGAACUGCGGAUGAAUCUACUAGAGAAAGUGCAGUAUUUCAGUCAGUACUGAAAGCUAACAUAGACGAACGAGAAAAAAAGUCAGCAAUAGUAGAUUUCCUAGCUGCCGGAAUACACACAUUGAAAAACAGCUUACUGUUUCUACUCUAUCAAGUAGCUCUAUCUCCAGAAUCCCAGGAGAAGAUUAUAACAGACGAUACAAAUACCUUCUCAAAGGCAUGUUCCAUGGAGACGUUCCGUAUAUCACCGACAGCUCAUUGUGUAGCUCGAAUUACUGAGUGUGAUUUGGAACUAUCUGGGUACCAUGUGCCAGCUGGAAGUGUGGUUCUGUGCCAGACAGCACUGGCUUGCAAGAACGAUGAUUAUUUCAAAGAAGCCAAAAAGUUUAGGCCAGAAAGGUGGUUAGAUGAUGAGAAAAAUGAGACUGCGGCAAAUGCCACAUACUUGGUCACUCCCUUCGGCUACGGAAGAAGGAUAUGUCCAGGGAAACGCUACAUAGAGCAAAUCCUACCAAUAUUCCUCGAAAAAGUUGUAAAAAAGUUCAAAAUUCACGUAGACGAACCUAUGGAAGAGGAGUUCGAGUUUUUGUUGUCGCCCAAGGGCAAUGUUUCUAUGUAUUUUAACAACAGACUGUAAAUUUUAUGUAUUAUAUUUGUUCCCAAAUGACUAUAAAUAUAGUUUGAAGUAAAUAAGCAUAUAAAGCUUACAUAAGCAAGAAUUUUGAAAAAGAUCCACUUCAAUUGUUGGGUAGUUAUAAAGUUUUAAUUUAAUUUAAAAUUUUAUUUAUGUAAAUAUGUUUUUAUUUUAGUGAUAAGAUUGUUUAUUAUAUAUUAUUAAAUUUAAUAAAACUAUUUCUAUUUU